Stegostoma tigrinum is the source of this 9923-nucleotide messenger RNA. RefSeq names its product ubiquitin specific peptidase 31 (gene usp31). Gene Ontology annotation, biological process: protein deubiquitination. NCBI's taxonomy places the organism in Eukaryota, Metazoa, Chordata, Chondrichthyes, Orectolobiformes, Stegostomatidae. The transcript is spliced from 16 exons. The record is from RefSeq and is a predicted model, not a curated record. Bases 860 to 4924 code for a protein of 1354 amino acids. Gene Ontology annotation, molecular function: cysteine-type deubiquitinase activity.
CCCCCAGCGAUGGUUCAGGAGGACGGUUGGGCGGAAAGGCCUGGCUGGCGAUGACUUGUGGCUUUCGGCACACACCGUUGACUCGGGGCGAAGAAUGAGCCGGGCACGGAGCAUGGGCUCCGACGGUCGGCUCGUAGGCCGACAGCUUUCUAGGGGAUCGAACUAAAUCUCGAGUCUGGUUGAACGAGAGAACCGAUCGCGAAGGAAAACGACGAUAGGGAGGGGGAGUGAGAAAUACACAAACCCACACAGACUCCGCCCGGCUGCAGGGGCCAUGUCGAUGUCGAUCCCGAUCCCCGGCCGAAGGAGAAAGCCGGGUAGCCGAGCCGAGCGGCGCCUCAUGGAUCGGGCGCCUCUCUGAGGCGGACGGCAGCAGCGCCGGGGGUCAGCACGGGGUCGUGCAGCCGGCCGGGGCGCACGCGCAUUCGACACCCCGGGGCCGCUGCAAGUUCACUCUCGCAACGCGAACAACAUCAUCCAUCGGAACGAUCGCCUUGAAAUACACCCCCAGCCAAUGUGAAUGACUGCAUUGCAAAUCUGAACACUUUCCCAUUGAUUUCUUUCGCAUCUUUGAAGAUCUUUUUGCAUUUUACAAAUCGUUGCUUUGCUUUUUUUGGGGAAAAAACAACAGUUUUUUAAAGAAAAAAUAUCGCAAGUUUAAAACAUUUUCAAACUGCAAUUUGGAAAAAAUUACAUUUUCUCAAAUUGCAAAUGAAUCAAUUGGUUUACUUUUUUAACGCAAUGUGGAAACAAAGUACAAAUUAAGCGUUCUUGUAGUUGCACUUUUUUGGGAGUGUUGGAUCUCUAAUCCAUCGAACAACUUUUCCUUGUAGCGACUGUUUUGGAGGAGGUUGGGGACAUGUCUAAGGCGGUUUCUAAGGAGAAAAAGUCCUUUAGUAAGAAACUUUUUCGGCGGGGCUCGGCACGGUCGGUCGGAAGUUUUAUGAAUAGGGUGCUGAAGACGCUGUCCACCCUUUCGCACUUCGGUACUGAGGAGGCGGUUGAAGACGACAAGGACGACGGCGGCUUCAAGAACUUCCGAGCGGCCGAGGCCGGCGCGGCUAUGGGACUGGGCAUAGGGCUGGGGCCGGGGGUCGGGGUGGUCUCCUCGGCCUCCUCCAUCAUCAUGAUGAUGAGCGGCAUCAACCCGGCCGCUGUCGCUGCCGGUCGGUGCGCCGCCGCCGGCCACAGCGACUCGUCCGAAAGCUGCUUCUCUGGGGAGCGCUGGCAGCCCCCCGGCGUGGCCGGCCUGAAGAACCACGGUAACACCUGCUUCAUGAACGCGGUGCUUCAGUGUCUGAGCAACACCGAACUCUUCGCCGAAUUCUUGGCUUUGGAGCAGUACCGGGAGCGGCCGCCCGGCUGGCUCGAUGGCCCCGAGGGGACAGAGACGCCGAGCCGGGAGGCAGAGGACGAGCAAGAGCUGGACAAAACUUCCAAAUCCAACGGAGUUUUAUUCCGAUCGAACACCCAGGCGGACCCGAGAGGAGAAGUCACUGAACAGCUCGCUUCUUUGGUCCGAGCACUCUGGACUUCAGAAUACACUCCGCAGCUCAGCCGUGAAUUCAAGAAUGUCGUAUCCAAGAAUGCUUUCCAAUAUCGUGGCAACUCUCAGCAUGAUGCUCAGGAGUUUCUGCUGUGGCUUCUAGAUAGGGUUCAUGAGGAUCUGAACAAUAUUGUUUUAACAAAUGGGAAGCCUGCAGUCAAGCCUCCAAAAGAUGAAGACGAACUCUGUGAAGGGCCAUCUCUUCCAGUGAGAAGCAGUUUCGUGCAGGAGCUCUUUCAAGCACAGUAUAGGUCUUCAUUGACAUGUCCUCAUUGCCAAAAACAGAGCAAUACCUUUGAACCAUUCCUGUGCAUCUCUUUACCCAUUCCUCCACUUCAGACCAGGCCAUUAAAUAUCACUGUGGUUUAUGAAGGAAAAUGUUCACAUUGCAUGCGAAUUGGAGUAGCUGUUCCACUGUCAGGUACAGUGGCCAAACUCCGGGAGGCAGUUUCACAAGAAACCAAAAUCCCCACUGAUCAGAUUGUUCUAACUGAAAUUUAUUAUGACGGAUUCCAUCGUACCUUCAGUGAUGCUGAUGCCCUGGACACUGUUCAUGAAAAUGACUCUCUUUAUGCUUUUGAGAUACCUGAUAUCUACAUUGGUCAAAGAGGCAAGCUUACAAACAUAAAUCAAAAUAAUUUGAUGUUCAGCAGUGAUCUCAGGCCCCCAGUUUACCCCCAUGGAGGAGUGAAGCAGAUCAAGUUGGAAAGAGUGUACAACAAGAGCUCAGUGUAUGAGAAAUGGACGCUGCUGGUGUGUAACCAAUGCUGCACUGCACAGCAGACAAAAAGGUUUGGUCAUCCCUUUGUACUCUGUUUGGAUCGUAAAAUAACAUGGGAAGGACUGCAGAAAGAUAUUUUGGAGAAGAUGCGUCAUUUGUUUAGGCCAGGGAUGUUCACUGAGGUUGGUCCCUUUAGUUUGCGAGUCCUUGGAGGUGGCAUGGGGAAAUCUUACCUUUCUCCUCAGGAAGAGUAUCCCUUGUGCCAGUUGGCAGCAGAAAGAGCGUGGAAAUCCUGCAGACCUGGUGGACCCCAGCAUGUUAAGAUAAUUGUGGAAUGGGACAGAGACACAAAAGAAUAUUUGUUUGGUAGUGCUGAGGAUGAGUAUGUGCCAGACUCGGAAAGUGUUCGCCAGCAGCAGCAACUCCAUCACCAGCCUCAGACCUACACUUUAUCCCAGUGCUUUCAUCUCUACACCAAAGAAGAACAGCUGGCACCAGAUGAUGCCUGGCGCUGCCCACAUUGUAAGCAGCUUCAGCAGGGCAGCAUCAAGCUGAGCUUGUGGACGCUUCCUGAUGUUCUUAUUAUCCACUUGAAACGCUUUAAGCAGGAAGGGGAUAAAAGGACCAAACUACAGAACCUGGUGAAAUUCCCCCUCACAGGCCUGGACAUGACUCCUCAUGUGGUAAAACGUAGCCAGAGCAGCUGGAGCCUUCCUUCUCAUUGGUCGCCAUGGAGACGGCCCUAUGGGCUUGGAAGGGAUCCCGAAGACUACCUCUAUGAUCUAUAUGCGGUGUGCAAUCAUCAUGGUACCAUGCAAGGAGGGCAUUACACAGCUUACUGCAAGAACUCUGUUGAUGGACUCUGGUACUGUUUUGAUGACAGUGACGUUCAGCAGCUUUUGGAAGAUGAUGUCUGUAAGCAGACUGCAUAUAUCCUGUUCUACCAGCGGCGAAGUGCUAUUCCCUCUUGGUCAGCAAAUAGCUCUCUAGCAGGCUCUACCAGCUCGUCUCUGUGUGAGCACUGGGUAAAUCGCCUCACAGGCAGCAAGCAGCCCAGCAUCACUUCCACUGCAUCGUCACGCCGGACAUCUCUUGUCUCACUUUCUGAAUCUGUGGAAUUUACACAGGACCGCAGUGAUCAGGAUGAUGGUGGAUUUUCUACUCGGCCUUUUGUGAGGAGUGUCCAACGCCAGAGUUUGUCGUCCAGAUCUUCGUUUGCCAGUCCCUUGGUGCUCAAUGAGAACGGAAUUAAAUCUCAGAGGUCGCUAUCCAGCAAGCUGCACAUGCGGUCCAGUUCUCCAUCGCCAUUCUCCUUUGAUUCUCCAACUCACAGCCCAUCUCCGACAGCAGACCUACUGGGGCGGAGGAGCCCCAACCAAGGCAACUCUCCAUUGCCAGUCCAGACCGCUGCUCAUGCCGGACUGUCUGGCAGGGCACCCCUGGCAGUCAUGGAAGGCAUGGUCCGGGAGGAGGAAUUGAGAGUCACAGGAAAGGCAACUGGACAGAGCCGGCCCCUUGAUAAAAAGCUGGACCAGAGUGGCAAUGAUUCGGGAGGACUGGACACUCUGAGCCCUUUGCUGGAUGCUUUAGACAAUAGGAAAGGCACACCUGGCCUCAGCAGCCCACGCUCUCCAAGUAUUAGUGGCGCUUCUUCUGUGGAAGAGCAAAGACAAAGGAAAGGUCUUGCGUCUGGAACAGCGAAUGCUGACAGCCUGCAGAAGAAGACCACUACUUCUAGAGUGCUUCAUGAGCAGGCCAAAGGCUCUUCAUCCAGAGCUCAGUUAAUUUCUUCUUCUUCACACAAGAAUCCCCAGAAGGCUUCUGUCACUCGUGAAAAGGCAGAAUCAAAAGUGAGAGCCCGACAUUCUUCUUCAAACUCUGUUCUUCGAAGGGACACAGCUAAAAGUCAAGAGUCAGCGUUAUCAGUGUAUCAGCAGAAAGCAAAGCUGGUUUUGCCUUCUCCACAGUCUCCUUCCCCAACACGCAAAAAGGUGCCAGGAAGGUCCAAGACUUCUGAGGGUCGUUCGAAACGCAGCCCUUCUCCUGAAAAGCGUAGGCUGACAUCAUCUUCUAAAGCUAGCAGCACAAGCAGGUUGUCACAUGCUAAAUCAGGAAGCCGUUUGGAGAACAGGAGACUGAGGAAUUCGAGCAGCAGCUCCUCCAUGACAGAAGCAAAAUCAUCCGAUACUAGCUCGAGGACUGACUUGAGAAGGGACAGCAGCAAAUCAGAUGACAAAGGACUGUCGUUCUUUCGGUCAGCAUUGCGGCAGAAAGAGAGUCGGAGGUCAGCUGACUUGGGAAAGAGCAAUAUUCUUGCUAAGAAAACAACAGAUGGGCCCACCAAAAUGGUGACGAAAAAGGUGCCAAGUGAGGGGGCAGUUAAAGAGGGAAGACGAAUGACAACAGAACAGCCGCCAUCUGCUGCUGCCUCAGCCUUGAACCUGACCAGUAAAACGGCUCAGCGAGGGAAGCUGUCGAGCAAAGACACCAAUCCUACGAAACGUCCACUGCUUCCAGCUACUAAAUCCAAGUCAGCACUGCCAGAGGUGGGGGCUCAGUCUCCGACAAGCAGGAAGAAACCUGUAGAAAAAACAUUUAAAUCCAGAAAGAUUGUCACUAGCGGCAUGCAGUCUUCUGUGCGCCAUAACAAAAAGUAAAUGUGAGAGAAAAAAAAACAAAAGGAAAAAGGCUCCCCAAAAAUGGUAGUCUGUUUUUUUGUUUCUAUGACUCCUUUCUUUCUUUUUUCUUUCCUUUCUUUCCUUUCUCUUUUUUCUUUCCUUUCUCUUUUUUCUUUCCUUCCUUUCUUUUUUCUUUCCUUCCUUUCUUUUUUCUUUCCUUUCUUUCUUUUCUCUUCCCGUUUCCUUUCUUCCCGUUUCCUUUCUUUCUUUCUUACUCACUUUCUCCAUUUAUUACACUGGCUUUCCGUUGGAGGAAGUUUUUAAUUUUUUUUGUGGUUAAUGUGCCUACAUUGGUUAGGGAGGAUAUUGAUUUUAAGUGCAUUUGUUGUGCCAUCAAACCAAAUAAUGGAUAUGUAGUAUGCGAGGAUCAUGGGACUUAUUGUUUUUCUCCACAGAGGCUGGCCUUCUCUGUUGGGUUUUAACACAGCACUUUGUAUUGACCUAAAGAAUUUUUGUUGGUGAAUGACACUAUGUACUGUUCAAUGAAUAGUUUGAUUUUAAAAGUUUUUUGUUUUUUACAAAUGUUCUUUUUAAGACUAACAUGACUACUGCAUGCUCUAAGGAAGCCAUCAAAUUAGGUAAUCAGUUUUAUUUUCUCCAGUGAGGAUUUGUUUGCAUGUUAAAUAGUGUUUAACAGCAAACUUCAUGUGAACACACAAGGAAUGAAUGGGAGCGCUGAUUAUUUCUCUUGCGUUGUGGUCACUUUAAAAUGAUCACAGCUCCUAUGUAGCAGAAAGAAGAGAGUGGAGAAGUACAAUGAGAUGCAUCUGACAUUUUGUUAGCUUGGCGAGCGAGUUUUAGAUUAGUUUGUAUGUCAUCAAGUGGUUAUCAAAAGCUUGACUAUCUGUAAUUUAACAGAAUUGGUGAUUUCAACUUCAGUUAUUGCUCCAGACUCCGUGGGUCAAAGGUUUUGAACCCCAUACUGCCAAAAGGGACAACAGGUCCUCGCUUCACUGUUGCAUUCACCUGCCAGAAGCACAUCAUCUGUCUUUCUGCCAUUUCGUAGCAUGCAGCAACCUAUUGGCACAUUGUUGCAAAGGCUUUGCUCUGAUCAAUCUUCCAAGGAAACAAUACAGCUCAAAUUUUAGACAGAAAUAAGUAAAUAUUAAGCGCUGUGUAAUAUUUGAGUCUGAACUUUGAGAUUUCCUGUCCUAGACAGAGAUGUCAGAAGCUUGAGGGAAGGCAUUCUGGGGUCACCAGACAGUGUGCUGGUAACUCCAGUCUCCCUGUUGAAAGUUCAUGGUCACUGUGCACCAAAGAUAAUCAAAUAAUAGUUUUCAUAUGGGGAAUAAGCACACAGCUGACCUAGGUCAGGAUAAUGGUGAGUGACGUUCAGACUCUGAGUACGGAGGAAAUUGCUACUUUUUGUUUUUCACAUAAUGCUUUUAUUUCUAUUUCCUGACCCUGCAGGAGUAAUCGUAAAGCUUGAUUUCUGAUUUCGUAGAAGCUUAUAGUACUGAGGGGGCCAUUUAACACAUUGUGCCUAUUAGCUCAUAGAAAUAACUAUCCAGUUUUUCCAAUGCUCCCCCCAUAAUCCUGCACAUACUUUUCUUUUUCAGGUAAUUAUCUAAUUUCCUUUUGAAAAUUUACUGUUAGAUUUGUUUCUACUGCCCGUGGUCAGGCACUACAUUUUAGAUUUGUCCAGUGACAUUUCAGGGUUAUAAAUACUGACAUUAAUUUUAAUGUAAUAAUGUAAUCUUAUAGGGUCAGCAAUCAUUCUUUUUGUGAAUUUUGUCAGUUACUUAAUGUUGUUGAAUCUAUCAUGGAUCCUUUUCCUGUUGAAUGUCUUUCCACACCUCAUGUAAUUUUUGUGAUCAUUGGGACAAAAGGUCAGCUCUAAAACUUACUUCGUGAUUCCUGUUCUCCUGUUCUCCAAUCUCCUGGCCAGAGAUCAAGGCUUCAUUUCAAAUCAUCAUAGCUUAGAAUCCUCAACAUUACACCAGCUAAACCAAAACAUUGCUCUGAUUCACUUAUAUUUGAGCUGUGACUUAAGGAGGCUUUAAUGGAAAUAGUGUUUACAGUCAAAUCAUUGUGAAACUGGCUUUAUGCUGCUCAGUUUCAUACAUUUCAUUACUCUUGCCCUCACAAGGGUGUGUUUGCAAUGUGCUACUAUGCUGAUAUUUGCCUUUUAAACUUGUAAAAUAUUUUAUAAAUAAAAGCACUUUUAAGUGCUUUUUCUGAAGCAGGAUGGGAACUGCAUGUGAUGUCCUACCCACAGGAAUGAAACAAGUACUGAAAGUAGCUUUUUGAGCUUUGGUUUCAUCAUCAUUUGGAGGUUGCACUCUCUGUAUAGAGAAGCUAGAGAUUUUGGCUUUGAUUUUAAUUGUGCAAAGCACGACACAACAGCAACUGUGUGUGUGUGUGUGUGUGUGUGUGUGUGUGUGUGUGUGUGUGUGUGUGUGUGUGUGUGUGUGUCCAUCCCACCAAUCUGGAGUUAAAAUUUCUGGAAGGGCUGCAAUUAUUUAAAUUGUGCGACUGGCUAGAUGCAAGGAAGCUGUAUUUAUAAUGGCACCUUUCAUGUUCUCAGGAUAUCCGAAAGUGCUUCAUGGCCAGUGUGGUACAUUUGAAAUAUAGUCACUGUUAAGUAGCUAAACACAACAUUGAAGCCAAUGGGCCCGAAGAGACUGUGGGCUGGUGCAUCCCUCCAACUAAUCCUGCAAUGUCUCAUUCUUGCCUUCCCCUUGAAGUGUCAGUUGAUAGUGCAAGUCUUUAGGGCAACUGUAUUCGCCUGGUGUUGGGGGACAUCAUGAUGACAGCUAUGCCAAGGUUGCUGGUUGGGAAGUUGGGAUUUCUGCCCAGACUAGUAGAGGGGAUGUAAUAAUUCAGGUGCCAAUUCACCGAACCCAAUUGCACUUUUACUUUACGCAACUGGAGGUCUCCACAUAAGCUUGUUGUGUUGGCUGUUCGUGCUCCUGUCUGCAUGCACUUAACACAAUGUAUUACUAUGCAAGUACCAGCACGUUGAAUGCACUGAGGUACUUUGUAGUAAGUUUAUCCCUUAGGACUUUGAAUCAAGUGCAAAAUUCAAACACUACGGACUCUGGGUUUGUUUGGUUCCAUUCCUUUGUUUGCACAUUUGUUUCUUCUUCCUGGGUGUGAGAUCAAUGCGAGUGGUUGUACAUUAAUUAAUUUGUAUUGAACAGAAUCAUAAGCUGUAAACAUGUAGACUCCAAACUGAAUUUCAUUGCCUGUUUGUUAAUGGUGUUUGAAACAAAACAAAUCUCUAGUAAAUGUUCCAAUUAUUCUUCACUGACAUUUCUACCAGUUACUGGAUUGUAAAAAUUCUUGCUUUUCAUGCUUUAGUAUUGCUCACAAUUUCAUUGUUGGGCUGUGAUUUCACUUUAAAACUUGGACCUUCUGAACGGUUCCAGUAAAAAUUGAGAUGGGGUGGGGGAAAGUGGCAUUUCAAUGACUUUGGUUUUGUAACAUUUAGCAUGGGGGGUGGGGAGUGCAAACUGCCCCUUGGGAAAGUGCAGGGUCUAGGCAGGUUGUGCCAGGUGCCAAUGAACACUGAUGCCGGGACUUGAGACUCUCACAGUAGAGGGGAGAGGUAUGUUUACUGUAUGUGAGGUUACUGUGGCUCUGUUCAUCAACUCGACAUCGACAAGUGCUUGCGUUACAUGAUAUUUUAGAGAUUUGAGCAAUUUCAGAUUAAUUGCCUUGUGGUAGAAGGCUAAUUUACCACUCCCAAGUUCACAGCUGAUGGUCUGGUGUGUUACAUAGCGUUGUGACAUGUAUCUCCCAACAAUGGGUUUAUAUGGAUGUUUUAGUGACGGCAGAAGGUACACUAAAUUCCUUGUAAUUGUACCCAACAACACCUAAUUAUAUUGAAGUUUCUUUGUGGCCAGAAGGCCUGUUAGAUUAAGUAUACAUUGAAUCGUGUACUAGAUUUAUAGAGCAAGCAGAUCUAUAUCUCUUGCAUAAACCAAAAUUAAUGACUUUAUUAUGAAAUCUAAAGAACCAUUCCGAGUAUACAUUGGUUAGUUGGGAGGACUUUUUUUUUGUGGGAAUAGCAGCUGCCUGUGCCUAAGCUCCUAGGCUGUUAUUUACCCAAGGUACUGUCUGAAACCCGAAUCAAGACUUGUACAUAGCAAUGGUAUAAACACUGAUUCUCGCUACUUUGGCCGCUACCAGACUGAUGUGAAUUACAUGAAUCAAUAAAAAGUAGGUGGUUUUAACUUUUAUGUCAGGAAUUGCCUUGGACAGCUUCAUUGUUUGUAGAUGGCACCUUGUAUUUUCUGUGAGGCUUUUGUACACUUAGCUUCCAAAACCUUUUAAUUUCAUUAAACACUGGAAUAAAGGAAGGAACUGGGAGCACGCUGCCUCUUCCACCCGUGUAACACACUUGUGGAUGCUGCAAAUCUGUAACAAACAACAGGGAGCACAGGAGUUUGUCAGUGGGUCAGCGAGCUUCUGUGAAGGGGCUUAACCAGUUGUGGCAACAGCGCCUUAUUACCCAUGGCUCCUCAGUUCUCCCUGCAGGCACAACCAAGUGCCUGCGCCAUCGUAACCAGGCACUCACUGCUGGUUCCCGCCUGGGUAAGGGAGGUAUCUACCCCAUCUGGGACAUUGACUGCACUCAGUUCACCCUGCGUAAGGCCUGGAGCUGUGCCAAUGACCCCAUGAAGCUUCAGGAACAGCACAUCUUCAAAAAGAACACGGAAUAGUUGAGAGAAGCAACCAAUAUUGGCCCAAUUCCCAGACCCAUGUGUGGUGUAGCUUUCUCCUUGUAAAUUAGAUUACCUGUUUGCUGAAACCAUGUUUAAGUUAUUUUGGGCAGAUGCAUGAGUAUGUGUUGCUGCCUUUUGAUAAUUUAUUUAUGUUUUAUUAACAGGAUGUAUUCGCACUUUUUAAUAUUCAGAGUCUGUAUUGUUUUCUAUGUUCUGAAUAAUGUUUCUUUGAGAACAGUUUGUAUAAAGCUCAUAAGUCAGAAUAACCAACGAGGGCCAAGUGUACAAAAAAAACAAAAUAAAAACAG